GAUCAGAGCUCCGCUCCAGUCCGGACUGGAGACACACACCGGAACAUUUUCUCUCAGCACUCGGAUUUUUACAAAGUGCUCUGUUCCCAUUUUUACGCAGAAAGGACACUGCGCGUCGUUCUGUUCCGUGGAUUUAUUUUGGGCUUGAAUUUUGAGUGGGCUCCGGGCCGGGACGUGAGGAUGUUUCAGAUCAAGUAGGAUCCUCCGGUCCUCCGGGACGUUUCAGGAGGUUCGGCUGCGUCUGUGCCCGCUUGGAUUACACUCAAAAUACACAUCUUUGGACUAUAAACGCACACACGGGAGCACUCGCCUCGUCUCCAAUGAAAGAUCCCCCUUCAGGAUCAGCUAGAGAUCGAAUCAGUACGCGGAUCAAACCCAGUGAGACCCCCGACUCCAACAAGUCUCGCCCCGGUGCGGUGGUCUCCUUCCUGACCCCCCUGGACCCACUUCGCCAGGCUAAGCGGCUUCCUAUCCGAGUUAUCAAGAUGUUGACCGCGCAUACCGGACACUUGCUACACCCGGAAUAUUUACAGCCUCUGACGCCCGCGCCAGUCAGCAUCGAGCUGGACGCUAAGAAGAGUCCACUGGCCCUGCUUGCUCAGACCUGCUCUCAGAUUGGUAAACCAGACCCUCCGUCUAGCUCCAAGCUGAGCUCCUCCUGCAGCCAGGGGGAUAAGGAGCCCAGCAGUCGGUCGUCCGCCCCCACUCUGAAGCUGGGGGAGCGCCGCCCCUCCCUGGACGACAAAUCCAGCUUCAAGCCCUACAACAAAGGUAGCGGAGACUGUCGCAGAGACGGAGUCACCAGCAGUAGCACCUCCAGCAACGAUAAAAUGGGGUUCAGGGUGCCCAGCAGCAACAGUGUUACCACGAAUGGAAAUUCGGUCAGCAGCCAGCAAUCCUACCCUUCCCAUGCUGCUUCUCCCGGCUCCAGAGGCAGCAGCACCCCUCCAGGACACAAUCAGCUGCAGCACAAACCGAGCCAGUCUCCUGGUGGACAGGCGGCUUCACACUCUCAGACUCCCAGUGGUGAAUCUGCACGUGAGCAGAGCAGUCCUACCUGCAUGGGCGGCAGCAAUAACAACAAUAAUAAUAAUCUCAAAAAAGACACUGACAUAAACAAGGCUAACUUGGACAGUCCACACCAUGCAAAUUCCAGCCACGUUCGGGCCAGCACAAACUGCAGCAGCGGCAGCUCUGACGGUGGUUCCAACCAUGACGGAGGAAAGGCUGAGCCCACCCAGUCUAACCUUGGCCCGGGACACAUUACACCCAUUUCUCCUUUCAAGACCAGCCAAGCGCUCUUCCCUAUGCCUUCCUCUAAUAUGGGUUACCAAGGAUCUGUCAUGGGGGGCUACGUAGGCUACCCAUCCCAGUAUGUUCCGGGUUUGGAUCCAUCUAAGUCGAGCCUCAGCGUGGGGAGCAUGGGAGGAAAACACCCAAGCUCCAGCCCUCUCACGGGCGCCUCCCCUCCUGCCUUCAUGCAGGCUUUAUGUAGAGACCCCUACUGUCUAAGCUACCCAGGUGUAUCCCAUCUUGGUGGAAGCAACUGCAACUCCUGCAUCCAUGACCCUUCCUCCACCCUCAAAACUAGCUUCCCGCUGGUGUACCCCUCCCACCCGCUCCAUUCUCUCCACCAAAGCUCCUUGUCGUCCAGUGGGUCCCCCUCCCUCUCUCACCCGCUCUACACGUACGGCUUCAUGCUACCCAACGACCCCUUGCCUCACGCCUGCAACUGGGUAUCAGCCGCGGGGCCGUGCGACAAGCGUUUCGGCACCUCGGAUGAACUCCUAGCCCACCUCCGCACCCACACAGCUCUGCCCGUGGGGAUGGACAGUAAGCUGCUCUCCGUUUCUUCCUCCGGACCUGCCUCCUGUCACCUUCACCUCCCACACCAGAGCAGCCCAGGCUCCAUGCCCAGCUCUCUGUCUCUCAGGGCUCCCCCCAGCUUAGGUUUAGCUCGGUAUCACCCCUACAGUAAGGUCCAUCUGCCUUCUGGACCCUCCUCCAUCUCUCUUCACUCCAUUCCUACCACAGGCCCAUACUACCCUCACUAUGCCUUCUAUAGUCAAAGACUUGGAUCUGCAUCAGCGCUUGGUUACCAAUAAAACACCAGGAACUUUUACGUUUAUAGGAAUGGUUUGACAUUUUGGGAAUCACGGCCGUUGUCUGGCGGAGAGUAAGAUGAGAAGACUGAUAUCACCUUCCUGUGUGUUGAAUAUGAAGUUGCAGCUAGUUAGCUUAGCAUGAUGAGGUGGAAGCUGUGAAAAAGCUCACCUGGCUCCAAAAACAGUUCAUCUUUUGCAUUGCUUGUUAAGUAUAGAAACGAAUUUAGAUAAGACGGUUCCUGUCCAACUAUCGAAAGUUUAAUCUAAAAAGUAACCAAACAACUUUUUACAUUUUUCGUGGUAUUUUCUUACUGAUUUAACCGCAAUAUUCAUUGUGAGCCUUUAAACUUUGGUGAGAGGGAGGCAAGCUUUUUACUUCUGUUUACGGUGUGACGCCUCGUUUCCAUCUGGCCUCAGAAAAAUCGGUACGCAAGGAACUAUGGUUGCCGACAAACAGAUCAAUUUGCUGUGGAGCAAUGGGAGAGAAACUGAUUUUAAUUUUCACCAUCAAGUUGUCUGUGUAGUGAAGAGGUGCCAGGUGCAUAGCCUGUUUUGUUUAAGAAAAAGCAUGAGCCGCUAAUCACACGUAUCCUGGGCACAGUGGCUCGUUACACAACAUAAACAACUGGGGGAACUAAAUUCAUCCCAAAGAAAUCGCCUGCUAAAAGGACAAAACAGAGGAAAUAAUACAUGGUGACAAGCUAGUAAAAAUGGAUGGCAGGUGUGCAUGUAGGUGCUAGUUAGCUUAGCACUUACAUCCCUUCAGAAAUCUAAUUUGUCAUUCUAUGCAAAUCACACACACACACAUUUGCAGAGGUUUCCAGUUGGAGUAUCGCGUGAGUGCACAAAAAUAUGUGUGGAAAAACGAGGCGUCAAUGAUAAGCAAAGCUAACUUGAUGUAGCUUCCUAUUUAACCACAAUGCAUCACUGUUGUCAGAUGCAGAGCCAAUAAACAGAUUCCCCAAAAUGUUUCACUGUUACUUUAAAUUUAACUGAGGCAAUUUCCUGCUUUCUCUGACUUCAGACAGAACUCAAAGUUAAACUUUUUGGGGGUGCAAAAAUUCUGUUUUGUGACCUGGGAGCUUUGUCAGACUUUGAUUUGACUUUCUAUACUCAAGUUUUAAUCAGGCCCAAAUCCACAGGUUCCGGAGGACACGUGGCUUUUGCAUGUCUGCGUAUUGCUCGGAUACGUCCGAAACAAAUGGGCGCGACUGCCCUGGACUGAUCUGCUGUCCUGUGCUCUUCUGCAAAUUGAUUGCUGAAUGUAAAAACUAUUACAUGUAAAAAAAAAAGUUAGUGCAAAAAAAAAGAACAGUUCGUCAGGAAUGGCUGCGAGCUGCGAGCUGCAGCCUCUGCGGUUGCUUUCCAUCUGCAAGACGUGCAUGUAAGCUCGAAGCAACGUACACACCCAACCGCACCAUCGUUUUUGAGGAUCAAAUUUGGUUCCUUUUGCUUAAUACCACUGAGGAGUUGUAUUUAUUUUAAAUGGGAUAUCAGAUCUCCACGAGUUCCCCUUUUACGGUCCAGUGAGCAGACACGUUGGAAGCUAGAAGACAGGUGUUGAAAAAAACACUUCUUCUUGAAUGAAUGUUGAAAUCACAUCUCACUUUUUUUGUUUUUAUUUUCACAGCGAAUCAGUAAAGCUGAGAUGUGAUAUUUUUUUGUAAUAUUGGAGCAUCCUGUGGUAGGGGUCCAGCCAAAGGGGAGGUCAUAUUUUGGUAAAUAAAUCACACUGAAGAUGUG
Cololabis saira (Pacific saury) is the source of this 3848-nucleotide messenger RNA. Its product is annotated as zinc finger protein 703-like. The transcript has 2 exons. Bases 321 to 2105 code for a protein of 594 amino acids. NCBI's taxonomy places the organism in Eukaryota, Metazoa, Chordata, Actinopteri, Beloniformes, Belonidae. Gene Ontology annotation, cellular component: nucleus. Gene Ontology annotation, biological process: negative regulation of DNA-templated transcription. The record is from RefSeq and is a predicted model, not a curated record.